GAUAAAUCUUUAAACCUUCCAGUGGAUACGAAAUGUAACGAAGAAGCGCAGGAAGAAGCUGGUUGCAGCUUAAAUUCAAACCAUUCAUCGUCCCCAUCUUUUUCCUUACCAGGAAAUGAAUUGCUUUCCCAGGUAAGACUGUCGACAAUGUUUGUUACCUCGAAUUCAGGUCUGAAUUCAGGCUCAGAUCAUAAACUCAGUGUUAAAUAUCUCUAAAUAAAUAAGUAAAUGAAUGAAUGAUAAAAAAAUGAUAAAUAAUUAAAUAAAUAAAUGAUAAAUAAUAAAGAUAAAUGAAUAAUAAUAAUAAGUAAAUAAUGAAAUGUAUUAAUAUCUUUUAUAAUAUUUUUCUAUUAAAAUACUGAUGCAUGUUGCAUGUGCACAAGGGCGAGGCUUUAAACAGCGUUAAAUUGGAUAAUGUGCGUGAUACCCAGCUGCAGCCUCAGCUUAAGAUGAAUUUCAAUUCCCAUUCUAUCUUUUGUCUCACCUCAUCGUUUUUUUUUCCACUUUUGGUGGGGAUAAUUUGAAAUGAAGCCUGUUCACAUUAUCUUGCCACUCCACUCCUUCCAGAAGAUUUUUUUUUGUUCAUAAUCCCUCUAGAUACUGAGAAAAAAUUCCUGUAUAGAUCGGAUGUUUGACUCUUUGAAUAUUUUGUGACUCAAACUCCUGAUGGAGUCGAUGAGUUUGCGAGCGAUAAUCAAUUUCUCCCGAGUGGAAUCUUGGAACUUUUCUGUCUUCCAUUGAUUGUCCAGAGUGGUAGGCUGGAUCACUUCAUAUUUGCUGUUCAGUAUCGAGUAAUGUAGUGAAUAAGAGUACGCAAAAUGGAGUGCACAGGAUCCUCUGAAAGCAGCUGUUACAUGAUUAUUUUGAUUACAGUUGUUUAGCUGAUUCGCCAUGUUUAGUAUUUAAUUUUCAUUCUAUUCUGAGGGUGAACAGCCAGAAAAUUAUGGGAAAAGAAAGAAACGAGAUGAAGCAUUUGUUACCGUUGACCAUCAUGAUGAGGUGUGUUUCAGGAAAAAGUCUUUAAAACGUUUGAUACAAGAGUUUUACUUUCAAAAUAGUCUCGGAGAAUGUAAUUUGCGCCUUUCUCUUGUAAGAUUUAAUACAACUUUGGCUUAUUUUUUGUUAAAGUUCUAGCCAAAAUUCAGCUAACUAUUAGCGAUUUAAUAUAUAGAGAUCAUCGAAUUUUCCAAUUCGAUUGAGUUGCAAAUGUAAUCUUGAAAUCUUGUAUCAAACCUAUUUUCGCAAGGUUAUUUUUUGUACCAUUGCUGUGCAUGUGAAAGGCCAAGACUUCAACUGUUCACGCGUCAGAUCUUCAUUAACUUUAAUAUUUCUGUUUGUUUCCAGCUGUGCAUCUCAAAUUAAAAUUGUUUAUGCACUCGUGUAAAGUAAAACAAAAAUGUUAUGUCCGAUCGUAAAUGUAAAGGUAUUCAUCAUAGAGUUUUAAGGUCUUUUGAGCGCUAUUGAAAAAGUUUACGCGAUUUUAAAAUAUUAUGACUUCCGGCUUUGUAUAGAUGUUUAUAGGCUUCUGUGAGGAAAAAUAGAUUUAUUUAAACACUGUGCAUGCUCUAAUUAAUAAGUUCAUUAAUAAGUUCAUUAGCAUUCUUUCUUUUAUCGGAAGGAAUCAGACUUCAGUGAAGGAGAUGACGGAAUCAGCAUAGAAGAGUUACAGGAAACAACUGGAUGGAAGUUGUUAAUGGAGAACUUGGAUAAACAUUUCGAGCGAAAAAACUCUGACAAUCAAUGA
This is a messenger RNA of Pocillopora meandrina, 1744 nucleotides long. The record is from the annotation of a GenBank genome assembly. Lineage: Eukaryota; Metazoa; Cnidaria; Anthozoa; Scleractinia; Pocilloporidae.